Messenger RNA from Platichthys flesus (European flounder), 3922 nucleotides. Its product is annotated as protein diaphanous homolog 1. The record is from RefSeq and is a predicted model, not a curated record. The transcript has 18 exons. Gene Ontology annotation, biological process: actin filament polymerization; actin cytoskeleton organization. Bases 671 to 2974 code for a protein of 767 amino acids. Gene Ontology annotation, cellular component: cytoplasm; actin filament. Gene Ontology annotation, molecular function: small GTPase binding; microtubule binding; actin binding. NCBI's taxonomy places the organism in Eukaryota, Metazoa, Chordata, Actinopteri, Pleuronectiformes, Pleuronectidae.
CAGAGGAACAGGAAGACUCCGCCGAUCACACUCUGUCACUCAGAAGAUAAAAAAGUUAACUAAACUUGUCUCAGUCAUGGAAACUAACCUGGGAGACACCGCGGGGACCGGUUACCAUUAACACCGACUCGCUCCUCGUGUUGUACGCGCCGAAACAACUCUGGGAAGGAAGAAGAGCGGAGGGUUGUGUCUUUUUUUGUCUUAGCCCACGGUUACUCUGCCGAGCUAGCGUAGCUAAAGCUAACGUUAGCCCAUAUAGCGUCGGAUACUUUUAAGGAUUUAAAAGUCACAUAGUCGAACCUUCACGUUGUGUUACACCGAAGACACUGGUACAGGAAUGCCCUCGGUGUGUGUUGUGUAGACGCAACAGGUCGUUUCCGUACUUCUCGUCUCGAGGCUCCGGGGCUGCGCUUUGAAUUUCCCUCCUUCAGGGAGACGGACAGGCGGCUUCAGCGAAGGGGCUCCCUCGGUGUAGUUGGCUCUCGACCAAAUCCUUAGCAGCGCUGUGCUAAUUGUGGCUAGUAAGUUAGCCAGGGGGGGGACAAGCACAGGGUCGGGGGAAAUAAACGGUGAAGAUACUCCCGUGUGGGGCAACUGUGUUGUGUGUGUGUGGAGGUCACCACCACACUGGGUUUAUUUUGACAACCGAUUCGAGGAUUAAUCUCUGAGUAUGGAUCCGCACUCGGGCAGCUCCGCCUCAGCUUCUGGUCCCAAGAAGGACAAGAAGUCGAAGAAGAACUACGAGGAUGGAGAAGGGAAGAAGAAGUUUACACUCAAACGGCUGAUUCCCGAUGAGUUGGAGCGUUUCACCAGCAUGAGAAAAAAAAACGACAAGGAGAAGCCUGGCCAUGUGCCAGGUCAGCGUCACUCAUCAGCCGCCAACUAUGAGAUCAAUCCUCAGGCCGCCAUGAUGCACGAACAUUCUGAUGAAUAUGUCCUGGAGCUCUUUGAAAAGAUGUUGGUGGAUAUGAAUCUGAAUGGGGAGAAGCAGCAACCUCUGAGAGCAAAAGACAUUAUGAUCAAGCGAGAGAUGGUCUCCCAGUACCUCCACACGUCCAAAGCCAGCCAAAACCAGAGAGAGAGCUCUAAAUCAGCCAGGGUGUACAUCCAGGAGUUAAAGUCAGACUACCGAGACACACAACUGCUGAGCUGCCUGGAAUCUCUCAGAGUCUCCCUCAGCAACAACCCUGUCAGUUGGUUACAGAACUUUGGAGCUGAGGGUCUGGCCCUGCUGCUGAAUCUGCUGAGAAAACUACAGGAAGAGAAAGACGAGUACCCAAUGAUGGGAGUGAAAUGCCAACAUGAAAUCAUUCGAUGUCUGAAAGCCUAUAUGAACAACAAGCAUGGUUUGAAAUCCAUGCUGGAGUCAGAGGAGGGAAUUCCUCUGCUGGUCAGAGCCAUCAACCCUGCGGUGCCUCACAUGAUGGUGGAUGCUGUCAAGCUGCUCUCUGCUAUCUCCAUUUUGGAACAUCCUGAGAACAUCCAUGAACGUGUGUUGGAAGCCAUUACAGAAGAGGCUGAGAAACGGGACAUUGAGAGGUUUCAGCCUCUCAUCGCCGGCAUGACCAUUCAGAACAUUGCUCUUAAGGGUGGCUGCAUGCAGCUAAUAAAUGCCUUGAUCAGCCGAGGAGAGGAGUUGGACUUCCGGAUCCAUAUUCGCUCGGAGCUGCAGAGACUGGGACUCAAAGACCUGCUGACGGAGGUGCGGACGAUAGAAAAUGAAGAGCUGAGGGUGCAACUUACGGUGUUUGAUGAGCAGGCUGAGGAUGACUCUGAGGACCUCAAAGCACGUCUUGAUGACAUCCGCAUCGAGAUGGACGAUGUGAGGGAAGUGUUUGAGAUCCUGGUCAACACUGUGAAGGACUCCAAAGGGGAAAGCCACUUCCUGUCCGUGAUGCAACAUCUGCUGUUGAUCCGCAAUGACUAUCUGGCCAGGCCUCAGUAUUACAAGUUGAUAGACGAGUGUAUCGCUCAGAUCGUGCUUCACAGGAAUGGAGCUGACCCUGACUUUAAGUGCCGUAACCUUAGCCUCAACAUUGAAGGCUUGAUAGACAACAUGGUGGACCAGACCAAGGUGGAAACCAGUGAGGCCAAGGCCAGUGAGUUGGAGAAGAAGCUGGAUACAGAGUUGACGGCGCGCCACGAGUUGCAGGCGGAGCUGAAAAAACUGGAGGGCGACUACGAGCAGAAGCUGCGGGACCUGAGCCAAGAGAAGGAACAGCUGGCCUCUUCUAAGCAGGAGCGAGAGAAGGAGAAUCAGGGACUACAACAAGAGCUAGGCACUCUGAAACAGCAGAUUGAAAAGCUGUCUAAGGAUCUGGAAGAGGCCAAGACUAAAGUUGUCACAGUGAUUGUUCCCGUCCCAACACCUGGUGUGCCCCCUCCCCCGCCCGCCCCUCCUCUCCCUGGCCAGAAUGUCGGUAUGGCCCCUCCACCGCCACCCCCUCCUCCACCUCUACCAGGCCAUGCAUGCAUACCUGUUCCCCCACCGGCUCCUCCGUUACCUGGUCAAGGCAAUAUUCCUCCACCACCUCCUUUGCCUGGCAUGUCAGGACCUCCCCCACCCCCGCCCCUUCCUGGCAUGGCAGGCCCGCCGCCUCCACCACCCUUACCUGGGAUGGGACCUCCACCACCACCGCCCCCACCUGGGUUUCCUGGUAUGCCUCCACCACCCCCGGGCCCAGGCAUGCCUCCACCACCACCAUUUGGCAUGGGAGGAUGGGUUGCGGCUGCUCCCCCUCCUCUGCCUUUUGGGCUCCAACAGAAGAAGGAUUACAAGCCUGAGGUUCAGCUGAAGAGAGCCAACUGGAGCAAGAUCGGAUCUGAAGACCUCUCUGAGAAAAGUUUCUGGACCAAGGCGAAAGAGGAUAAAUUUGAAAGCAAUGAGCUCUUUGCCAAACUCACCUUGACCUUUUCCUCACAGACAAAAACCACUAAAGGUAAGAAUAUCACACUCACGCUUCCAUUUAGCUAGUUUUUUCACACAUCUUCUCCAGCCCUUUUCACCCUUCUCUCUCUCUGCUCGGAGGACAUGCUGCAUAUUUACAUUAUUCAGCAAUGCUGUGUCAAACCAGACACUCCCGUGAGUUCAUGAAUAAACCACCCACACCUGUGUUUGUGUUCAUCUUCUCGAGUGUGCCCAUGACUUGUUGUGCCGAGAGUGCGCUCCCAUCCGGGUGAGAUGAAUUGGGACUUGGGGGACGGAAUGAGAGAUGGAUAGAGGGAUAAGGAGAAGGUCACCGAUGUCCUUUGACUAGCCACCUGCUGUCCUGGCACAAAGCGCUGACACACGGGCAUACGCUCGCAUACGCACACCUGUCCACUCUUAUCACCUUGUCCCGGUGUCACUGAGCCUUCUGCUCUAACUUCUCCAUAUUCAUAUCAUAACCAGGAUACCGGGAACCCUCAGACAGACAGUGCGUGUGGGUGUGUAUAUAAUUCCGUCUGACCUUCAGAUUUGGUCUCCCUGCGCAUACACACACAGCUUGUGUCAUAUACAUAAACAGCCUACGCAGGCACACAUGGCUGAUGCUAGCUGUAGAUGUCACCUAAAUGUCAGUGUUGGCAGCUGCCCCAUCUGCAUUCACCUGUAUGGCAAGUCCUUACUUCCGCUUGUCACUCCUUAAUUUGACCCCCCAUCCCCUUGGCCUGUUCACCCACGCUUUCCUUUUAUUGGCCGAGACAGCCGCCUGUUGCAGUUGAUGUCUAAUAACCUUUUCUGAGAGCUCACUAUAAAGACACCGUGGCCUUUUCAUAGCCCCACACCUGUCUGUUUGUCUGCCCGAGUGGAUGCACUGAAUGAGAAGGAGAGGGAGAGAGAUUCGCCGAGUGUUUAUUACACUGUGUGUGUGGUUGAUUUCCUGUGUGUGUUUUGAAUGUGUUGAAAUCUGGUAGUUCGGACUAAAACAUUGAAGCAGUAUUG